Molecule: messenger RNA, 2348 nt
Organism: Choloepus didactylus (southern two-toed sloth)
Lineage: Eukaryota; Metazoa; Chordata; Mammalia; Pilosa; Megalonychidae
Gene: ZNF768
Product: zinc finger protein 768
Exons: 2
Coding region: 160-1851 (563 amino acids)
Biological process (GO): transcription by RNA polymerase II
Molecular function (GO): DNA binding
Source: RefSeq, a predicted model, not a curated record
GAGGCCCAGGGUCAAGACGUCCGGCCUCAGGGGCUGAGGCUGGGCAGCCGGGUCCCUGGGCGGUGCUAAGCGGGCAAGCGGCGAGGGCCCGGGUCUCAGGGCACUCAGGCCGGGUCGCAGGAUCGUUCGCCGCCGCCGCCGCACUGGGAGCCGGCAGGGAUGGAGCGGGAGGCGUCGCCGUGGGGCCUCGAGUCCCGAGAUGUGCAAAGUCCUGACGAAAUGGGGAGCCCCGAAGGGUCCCUCACAGGCAACGUGAGUGAGAAUGAGGAAGAGGAAAUUUCUCAGCAGGAGGGCACUGGAGACUAUGAGGUCGAAGAGAUACCAUUUGGGCUUGAACCGCAGAGCCCUGGGUUUGGGUCACAAAGCCCAGAGUUUGAACCCCAAAGCCCUAGGUUUGAGCCUGAAAGCCCCGGUUUUGAGACCCGCAGCCCUGGGUUUGUACCCCCAAGCCCUGAGUUUGCACCCAGAAGCCCUGAAUCAGAUUCUCAGAGCCCUGAGUUUGAACUCCGGAGCCCCAUGUAUGAACCCCAAAGCCCUGGGUAUGAGCCCAAGAGCCCUGGCUAUGAACCCCGGAGCCCUGGGUAUGAACCCAAGAGCCCUGGCUAUGAACCCCAGAGCCCUGGCUAUGAAUCUCAGAGCCCAGAGUAUGAACCCCAGAACCCUGGGUUUGAACCCCAGAAUCCUGAGUUAAAAACCCAAAGUCCUGAAUUUGAAGCUCAAAGUUCCAAAUUCCAGGAAGGUGCAGAGAUGCUUCUGAACCCUGAGGAAAAGAAUCCCAACCCCCUAAGUAUCCCCUUGGGAGUCCAUCCCCUAGACUCCUUCACCCAGGGGUUUGGGGAGCAGCCCACAGGGGACCUGCCCCUAGGGCCGCCUUUUGAGAUGCCUACAGGGGCCCUGCUAGCUACACCCCAGUUUGAGGUGCUCCAGAACCCCCUGGGCCUAACGGGAGCCCUUCGGGGUCCAGGCCGGCGGGGGGGCCGGGCCAGGGGUGGGCAGGGCCCCCGGCCUAACAUCUGCGGCAUAUGCGGAAAGAGUUUCGGGCGGGGCUCCACCCUGAUCCAGCACCAGCGCAUCCACACGGGGGAGAAGCCAUACAAGUGUGAGGUCUGUAGCAAGGCCUUCUCCCAGAGCUCUGACCUCAUCAAACACCAGCGUACCCACACAGGCGAGCGGCCCUACAAGUGUCCCCGAUGCGGCAAGGCCUUUGCUGACAGCUCUUACCUGCUCCGCCACCAGCGCACCCACUCGGGCCAGAAGCCCUACAAGUGCCCGCAUUGUGGCAAAGCCUUUGGUGACAGCUCCUACCUCCUGCGGCACCAGCGCACCCACAGCCACGAGCGGCCCUACAGCUGCCCCGAGUGUGGCAAGUGCUACAGCCAGAACUCGUCCCUGCGCAGCCACCAGAGAGUACACACCGGGCAAAGGCCUUUCAGCUGUGGCAUCUGUGGCAAGAGCUUCUCCCAGCGCUCGGCACUUAUCCCCCAUGCCCGCAGCCAUGCCCGCGAGAAGCCCUUCAAGUGCCCUGAGUGUGGCAAGCGCUUCGGCCAGAGCUCUGUACUGGCCAUCCACGCCCGCACCCACCUGCCAGGCCGCACCUACAGCUGCCCCGACUGCGGCAAAACCUUCAAUCGCUCCUCCACGCUGAUCCAGCACCAGCGUUCCCACACGGGUGAGCGGCCCUACCGGUGCGCCGUGUGUGGCAAGGGCUUCUGCCGCUCUUCCACGCUGCUGCAGCAUCACCGAGUCCACAGCGGCGAGCGGCCCUACAAGUGCGAUGACUGUGGAAAGGCCUUCUCUCAGAGCUCUGACCUCAUCCGCCACCAGCGGACCCACGCAGCCGGCCGGCGCUGACCUGGGCUCCACCAGGGGUCGGGAAGGGGUGGGCAGAAGAGGAGGUGGGCAGGGAGCUAGGAAAACCUUUCAGAGAACAGUGGAAAAGUCGGAGGCGAGUUGGAGUGGAGGACUCUAGGAGAAUAGGGGGCCAGGGUGGAGGAAGUUACACACCCUGGAGACAUCUGAGAAAUGGCCUACGGAGAGAGGUUGGAGGGAGGCCAAACAGGCAGCAAGUGGCUCCAGCCUCAGCAGCAGCCUGCCCUUUGGUGGGUGCCUGGCUUGGCAAAGUGCUAGAAGGGGGUGGGGGGAGGGAGCGGACGGGUCACUUAAUUAGAAGGGGGUAGAUUAGAUUGGUAGCUGCUGAGACCCUCCCUGAGUCAGGAAGAGGGUGAGAGGGUAGGUGCGGUGGGGAGUGGGGCCCUGGGGUGAGGUCUGGGCUCCCAAGUUCAACCCCCAGCCUCACUUGUUUUCCUCAGGCUUUGGGGCCCUGAAUCUGAGUUCAAUAAAAACCUUUA